Messenger RNA from Giardia duodenalis, 375 nucleotides. RefSeq lists its product as uncharacterized. The record is from RefSeq and is a predicted model, not a curated record. NCBI's taxonomy places the organism in Eukaryota, Fornicata, Diplomonadida, Hexamitidae. The transcript has a single exon. Bases 1 to 375 code for a protein of 124 amino acids.
AUGAAUGCCUCCCAGGACAUAAGCAGAAGGGAGCGCUGCCUCCUUAGCGAGGUAGUCUAUCUCCGGGAGAUGCUGGAGGCUCUGAUGGAGGAGAAGGACGACGUAGGAAGGCUGCGCCAGGAGGUCCAAGAUGCCAAGGAAGUCAUCUCGACGUACGAGGAGACGAUAAAGACCCUUAUGAGGGAAGUCGUCGAGCUCCGCCAAGGGGUAAGUGAUAGUCAGAGAGUCGUCAAUCUUCAAGCAGAGCUUAUUGCCUCAGAGUCUCGAAGAAUAAAGGAAGUAACUUCUCUCCAGAACGCUCUUCAUCGAAAGGAUCGCGAAAUUGCGCAGCUCCAGACACAGCUGGCAGAGAUUCAAAGAGCAAAGCUGCACUAG